CUUUAUUCUAAUAAUUAAAUAAGCAAAUAAUUUACUAAUAAGUAAUAACUAUUUUUACCUAAAAAAUAGAAAUUUCGUUAACCAAAAGCAUUAUGAGUUCAGAGCUGGAAAAAGUAACUGAAGAUAUUGAUCGAGCAGUUCAUUUACUCGAUUUACUGAAAUCUAGAUAUUUUUUUUUGAGAGCUAAAUAUAAUAUAGACCUUAACUCUCAGACAGUAUAUACAUCUAAAGAUACUCAAUCAGAAUAUCAGUAUUUAUCUAAUGAUCUUCAAUCAUUUAUCAUGCUGGAACUUCACCUUUUAGAAUAUGCUUGUACUUAUGGUAUUUAUUCCAUGAAUAUGUACGCAACUCGUCUAAAAACCAAUUUAAAUUACAAUGACAAAGAUCAUUUCUUUUUAAAACUUCUUAAAGAUCACUUACGGAGCUUAAUCGAAACUAAUACAGAUAUUAAAAAUCUUUCUGUGGAUUCUUACGAUAGUUUUACUUCAUAUAUAAAUUCAUUCAAGGUUUAUGCCAAUGUUUUGAAUAGUGUUAAUGAAUCUAAUAUCACUCUAUUAAAUGAAACUGAUACAAACAGGAAAAAAAAUAAGCUGAUGAAGAAAAUUUCAAAAAUCAAUUUGAUGUCAAAUAUUAUAACGCUAUUUGUAUCAGACUAUAUUUCAGACUAUAAAACUGAAGAAGGACGGGCAGCUUUGAAUAUGAGUUUAAAGUAUAGAACUCCUAGAAGUAUAGAUUAUUAUACAAAAAAAUGUAAUUCAAAAUAAUAAGAAUUCUUGAAUAGUUUUA
Messenger RNA from Melanaphis sacchari, 786 nucleotides. RefSeq lists its product as uncharacterized. The coding region runs from base 93 to 764 and encodes 223 amino acids. The transcript has 4 exons. NCBI's taxonomy places the organism in Eukaryota, Metazoa, Arthropoda, Insecta, Hemiptera, Aphididae. The record is from RefSeq and is a predicted model, not a curated record.